AUGACUUCAAUCAUGGACGAGUACGAUCAAGUCCCCGGUGCUCUAGAGGACGUCUCUAACGUCCACAACUCUGACUAUUAUCAGGAUCCUCGUGAGGAGCCCGAAACAGUCGCCGAACUGAAGCCCCCUAUGGGAUCCGAGGAUCGACAUGAGGAGGUUCGCAAACAAGGCUGGACAGAUCGUGUGGCCAUCAAGUAUGACGAAGUCGCUCGCAAUGAGGACUACGAAUGGGCUGGAGGUGCCAAUCGCUACGAAUGGGCCGGUGAAGAAGGAGAUAUUGGCCCCCGCAAUGAAGAGCUCGAAGAGCAGCUUUUCAAAAAUAUCAACCUCUCACGCGUGGGACAUCGAAUUGAAGAGUACAAAAAGAUCCAAGUCACUUUCGAGAGUGAAGAGCGCAUUUACCCAACAGCAUCUUGGGAGGCCGCGAAACUUCACCCUGUGUUGAUUGAGAAUCUGACGCUUUGCCUCUACCAGCACCCGACUCCAAUUCAGUGCUAUGUGAUUCCAUCUGUCCUCAGUGGGAAAGAUGUUAUUGGGAUUGCACAGACUGGCUCUGGCAAAACCGGUGCUUUUCUUAUCCCCAUUCUCUCACAGCUAAUGGGAAAGGCAAAGAAGCUGGCCGCGCCGCGUCCAAAUGUGUCCGACCCAAAUUUCGAUCUUAAGAGCCAGGGUGUUCGUGCUGAACCCCUUGUUCUUAUUGUUUGUCCAACUCGCGAGUUGGCUACUCAAAUCUUUGACGAGGCUCGUCGAUUGUGCUAUCGCUCUAUGCUGCGCCCCUGUGUUGUCUAUGGUGGCGCUCCGUCCAGGUAUCAACGAGAUGAGCUCCGAAAGGGAUGCGACAUCUUGAUCGGUACAACUGGCCGAAUUACAGACUUCAUGUCCCAGCCCAAUGUCUUGUCUCUUCGUCGAGUCCGUUACACUGUGAUCGACGAGGCAGAUGAGAUGCUCCAAUCGGACUGGGAGGAUGAAUUCAAGAAGAUUAUGUCGGGUGGCGAUGUCAACGAGGAUGAGGAUCAUCGCUACCUGAUGUUCUCGGCGACCUUCAAUAAGCAAUGCCGAAAGCUGGCUCGCGAGUAUCUGUCGACUGACCAUAUUCGAAUUCGAGUUGGUCGUCCCGGCAGCUCGCAUCUCAAUGUUUCCCAGGUCAUCCACUUUGUGGAAGAUCGGGCCAAGAAACGCGCCGUUUUUGACCUGCUUCUGAGCAUGGUUCCCAUUCGCACCUUGAUCUUCGCGAACAACAAGACCACUGUCGACUAUCUGGACGAUUACCUCUACAACUCGGGCCUGCCAACUACCUCCAUCCAUUCGGAUCGGACCCAGCGCGAGCGUGAGGAUGCAAUUCGCUCCUUCAAAAUUGCGGAAUGUCCUAUCUUGAUUGCCACGGGCGUUACUGCUCGCGGUCUUGAUAUCGCUAACGUGAUGCAUGUCAUAAACUAUGAUCUUCCGACCACUACUCAUGGUGGUAUCACUGAGUAUGUCCACCGAAUCGGACGAACUGCGCGCAUUGGAAACGAGGGCAUUGCGACCUCUUUCUACAAUGAACGGAAUGAGGACCUCGGACCCGAUCUCGUCAAGAUUCUCUUGGAGUGCAAGCAGACUGUUCCCGAUUUCCUGGAGCAUUUCACUCCCUCCGAGGGGAAGCUUACCUUUGACGAUGAUGUGACCGACGACGAGGACAACAACGAGAAUGAGGACGCUGGUCAAGAGGAGGAAAGUGCUGAGAAUGCCGCGACCACUGAGGAUCAUUCCCUCUACGCUGCCUCCGAAGGCGAUCCCAUUCCACCGCCCCCUGAGGAGGCUCCUGAGGAUGCUAACUGGUAG
Messenger RNA from Penicillium waksmanii, 1821 nucleotides. Its product is annotated as DEAD/DEAH box helicase. Gene Ontology annotation, molecular function: RNA helicase activity; ATP binding; RNA binding. The coding region runs from base 1 to 1821 and encodes 606 amino acids. NCBI's taxonomy places the organism in Eukaryota, Fungi, Ascomycota, Eurotiomycetes, Eurotiales, Aspergillaceae. The transcript is spliced from 9 exons. The record is from RefSeq and is a predicted model, not a curated record. Gene Ontology annotation, cellular component: nucleus.